AAUACACGGCCUUUUAUGUUCAAACCCUAACCUUACUGCCAGUUAUAUCGAUCGCCGCCGCGCAACUCCUAGGGUUUAGCGAUCUUGCUCAGAGGAAGACGCCACUCCGGAAGCCAUGUCGGACGCUCUGGUUUUCAAGGGGAUUCUCAGCGGUCACACAGGCGAGGUGACGGCAAUCGCCGCGCCCAUCGACAACACCGACAUGAUCGUCUCCUCUUCACGGGACAAAUCCAUUAUCGUAUGGGACCUCACCAAGGAGCAAUCAUACGCCACUGACAGCGCCCCGGCCUCCGCUGGUCUCCCUCGCCGCCGUCUUACUGGCCAUUCCCAUUUCGUGCAGGAUGUGGUCCUCUCCUCCGACGGCCAGUUCGCACUUUCCGGUUCCUGGGACGGCGAGCUUCGCCUCUGGGACCUUAAUACCGGUAUCACCACCCGGCGCUUUGUUGGCCACAGCAAGGACGUUCUGUCGGUUGCCUUCUCUGUUGACAAUCGCCAGAUCGUCUCUGCUUCACGAGACAGAACCAUCAAGCUAUGGAACACGCUUGGUGAGUGCAAGUACACGAUCCAGGAUGGGGAUGCUCACACCAAUUGGGUGAGCUGCGUGAGGUUUAGCCCAAAUACUUUCCAGCCGACGAUAGUCUCUGGCUCGUGGGAUCGUACGGUGAAGGUCUGGAAUUUGACCAACUGCAAGCUUCGUUGCACUUUGACUGGCCAUGCUGGAUAUGUCAACACUGCGGCAGUGAGCCCCGAUGGAUCUCUGUGCGCAAGCGGGGGAAAGGAUGGCGUGACGCUUCUGUGGGAUCUAUCCGAGGGUAAGAGGUUGUACUCGCUUGAUGCUGGGGCAAUUAUCUAUUCCCUCUGUUUUAGUCCGAAUAGGUACUGGCUCUGUGCUGCAACCCAGCUUAGCGUUAAGAUCUGGGAUUUGGAGAGCAAGACAAUUGUGCAGGAUCUCAAGCCGGAAGCGGCCGCUGCUGGAAAGAGUCAGUUGCUGUACUGUACAAGCUUGAGCUGGAGCUUCGAUGGAAGUACAUUAUAUGCAGGAUACACAGACGGUAACAUCCGGGUCUGGAGAAUCUCACAAUAUUAAAACCGUAUGAAAAAAGAAGUACUCGUCUUAUUUUACUUGUGGGUUUUGUUCCUUCUGAAUUUUGAUGAACUAACAGCAUGAAAUUUUCAUGUUGUAUUUUGACUUUUUUUGCAGAAUAUGUUUGAACCUAGUAUUUAAUAGUUACGUUUGAAAUGUUUGUAUUUGUUUUGGAAUUUUAAUUCAGUGUUUUUGAAUA
This is a messenger RNA of Phalaenopsis equestris, 1283 nucleotides long. RefSeq names its product guanine nucleotide-binding protein subunit beta-like protein A. The record is from RefSeq and is a predicted model, not a curated record. The transcript has 2 exons. Gene Ontology annotation, molecular function: protein kinase C binding; translation regulator activity; ribosome binding. Gene Ontology annotation, cellular component: cytosol; nucleus. NCBI's taxonomy places the organism in Eukaryota, Viridiplantae, Streptophyta, Magnoliopsida, Asparagales, Orchidaceae. Gene Ontology annotation, biological process: positive regulation of protein phosphorylation; rescue of stalled cytosolic ribosome. Bases 116 to 1087 code for a protein of 323 amino acids.